Cydia splendana is the source of this 2982-nucleotide messenger RNA. It is a transcript of the gene Taf6, whose product is annotated as transcription initiation factor TFIID subunit 6. The record is from RefSeq and is a predicted model, not a curated record. Lineage: Eukaryota; Metazoa; Arthropoda; Insecta; Lepidoptera; Tortricidae. Gene Ontology annotation, biological process: RNA polymerase II preinitiation complex assembly; transcription initiation at RNA polymerase II promoter. Gene Ontology annotation, cellular component: transcription factor TFIID complex; SAGA complex; SLIK (SAGA-like) complex. The coding region runs from base 241 to 2220 and encodes 659 amino acids. The transcript is spliced from 12 exons. Gene Ontology annotation, molecular function: protein heterodimerization activity; RNA polymerase II general transcription initiation factor activity; transcription coactivator activity.
GCUAUAAUAGUAAUUAUUUUCAAGGUUUUUACUACAUUUAAUAGUUAUACUUGUAUAAAAUUAAUAUUUUCUUUCAUCAGAUGUAUGAACGGACUCUGGAAACGUACUAAUUGUUUGGACUUGCUCGAGGCAAACAAUCUGAUAGAAUAGAAGAAACACAUCACAAGUGAAGAAGUCGCUAUGUGAUCAGCAAGUCAAAGUUACUUGCAUUUUGAAAGAGGAUAAAAGUAAAUAUUGAAGAUGGGAGACUCAGACAUUACUUAUGGGUCGACUAUGUCGGCAGAGUCAAUGAAGGUGAUUGCUGAAAGUGUAGGUAUCGCGACCCUCGGCGACGACGCUGCUAAAGAUCUCAGUGACGACGUAUCAUAUCGACUCAAAGUGAUCGUGCAGGAUGCCAUGAAGUUUAUGCAUCACUCCAAAAGACAAAAACUAUCCAUCACUGAUAUUGACCAUGUGCUUAAGGCUAAAAAUUUUGAGCCUCAAUAUGGAUUUGUUCAGCCAGAUUCAUUACCCUUCAGAUUUGCAUCUGGGGGUGGGAGGGAAUUACAUUUUAUAGAAGAGAAAGAAAUUGAUUUAAAUGAAAUUUUGUCAGCACCUCCACCAAAGAUUCCAUUAGAUGUUUCUCUGCGAGCUCAUUGGUUAAGUGUGGAUGGUGUGCAGCCAACUGUGCCUGAGAACCCGCCCCCACUUUCCAAGGAAUCCCAAAAACUGGAGUCAGUUGACCCCAUCAGCAAACUCAGUAAACCUGUCAACAAGGAUUCAGCAGGUAAACCAAUAUGCGGGAAGGCAGCACGGUUGAAGGCUUCCGAGUCAGUGCAUGUGAAGCAGCUGGCCACGCACGAGCUGAGCGUGGAGCAGCAGCUCUACUACAAGGAGAUAACUGAGGCGUGCGUCGGCAGCGACGAGGGGCGCCGCGCGGAAGCCUUGCAGUCUCUGGCGUGCGACCCGGGGCUGCACGAAAUGUUGCCGCGGAUGUGUACUUUCAUUUCUGAGGGUGUCAAAGUCAAUGUUGUGCAAAACAACCUAGCAUUGCUGAUCUAUUUGAUGCGGAUGGUCAAAGCGUUGCUGGAUAAUCAAUCACUUUAUCUGGAGAAAUAUCUGCAUGAACUAAUUCCGUCGGUAUCAACUUGCAUAGUUUCUCGACAACUUUGCCUAAGGCCUGAAAUGGACAAUCAUUGGGCUUUGAGGGAUUUUGCUGCACGCCUUAUGUCUCAAAUCUGCAAGACUUUCAAUACCUCUACAAAUAAUUUACAGACAAGAGUCACGCGAUUAUUUGCAAAAGCUCUCCAAUGUCCUUCUCAAACGGACAAUGAACCUGGUGCUGGACCAUCAAUGGCUAAUAUGAAAGAAUCGGAAAAGACUCCACUCGCUUCUCUCUAUGGAGCAAUACAGGGGUUAGCAGAACUUGGCCCAGAAGUUGUGAAGGUGUUGAUCUUACCGCGCGUACGGUGGCUGGGCGAGCGCGUGGAGGGCGCGCUGACGGGCACGGGCGGCGCCGACCGCCUGGCCGCCGGCAACCUCAAGCACCAGCUGCUCAAGGUGCUGGCGCCCGUACUGCGCCAGCUGCGCCAGCCGCCCGACCAGCCUGACGAUUACAAGCGCGACUACGGCUACCUGGGCCCGAGCCUGCAGCAGAUGGUGAGCAAGCUGCGCGCGUCGCCGGCGGGCGGCGCGGCGGGCGGCGCCGUGGCCGUGGUCACGUGCACGCCGCCGCUGCUGCCGCCCGCGCCGCCCACGCCGCAUCUGCCGCACUCCGGGCUCGUCUCCAAGACCGUCGAUAGCCUGGGCACCCGUAACGUGAUGAUGAGCGCCGGGGCCGGGCCGCAGUCGCCGUCGCCGGGCACGCCGCCGCCGCAGAAGUUCGUCAUUGUUUCCCAGCCGAAACCGCCACAGAGUCAGCCGGCGAGUAGCGCAGGGCACGCGGCAGUGCACAGCCCGCAGCCCUCGCGGCCCCAAAACGUCCAGUCGGUGGUGGUGACGAGCGGGCCGGCGGGCGCCGCCCCGCCGCCGCAGAAGGUGAUGGUGGUGAGCCUGCCGCCAGCGCCCGCCUCCGCGCCCGUAUCCACCGCGCCCCCGCCCGCGCACUCCUCCGCAGCCGCCUCCUCAAGCCAGGUUAGCCAGGCGCCGGUGUCGGUGGUGGCGAAGCCGGUGUUCGCGCGCGGCGGCAGCGCGCCGCAGCCGCCGCCGCCCGAGCUGGACGACCUGUCGCACCUCGCCUGACGGCCCUCCCGCGCCAACACGCAACCCAACAAGAAAUCCUCCUGACGCGCCGCGUCCAAAUCUUCCUCUACCAGCGAGAAUGCACUUUAAUAUUUUCUCAUUGAUAAUUAUAGCUUGUAAUAUUUGACGAGAGGUCUCUAGCUCUACAUUUAGAUAAUUUAGGUGUUAUAUCUGAGUCUCGGAGUAAUUAACAAUGGAGCCGCCAUUAACAGGCGUUCCCCUCUGUCGAAAAUAGGCGGCCAAUGGUCAACCACAUGUCAACCAUAUGUAUGGACUGACGUUUAUCUGACAUGACGUACCUAUACAUUUGAUGUGCCCCUCCCCCGCAAAAAACGACAGACUAUUUUGUACCGAAAAUUUUAGACAUGGCGUCUCCGUUGGUUAUAUCCUCUAAGAUCUGAGUCCACUUAAGAGUUAAUGGGCUAACGAUCGUGCGAGCAAACGAUAUGAUUUUGUAGUACGACAAGAUAAAAUACACUAAUCUUACUUAUGUCCUAAUUGAAGCAACACAUCACGCGAGCUUACGAACAAAUUUUCCCCGGCGAUAAAAUUGCAUCGUGUGCUCGUUAUUUUUUUUCCUGCUGCUCUAUUUGACUUACUAAAUAAUAAAUAUCGAUUGACUAUGCCAACUUGACACAACAGAAACGCAUCCCUCUAGAUCCUUUGACGCGUUUACAUAAUACAUCUGCGGAUAAUCAAGUAAGGCCCACUUGCACCAUCCCACUAACCCGGGGUUAAGCGGUUAAACCGUUAACCUAGUGU